Messenger RNA from Monoraphidium neglectum, 480 nucleotides. RefSeq lists its product as hypothetical. Lineage: Eukaryota; Viridiplantae; Chlorophyta; Chlorophyceae; Sphaeropleales; Selenastraceae. The record is from RefSeq and is a predicted model, not a curated record. The transcript has a single exon. The annotation marks the transcript as partial.
CCCGUGGCCGCCCCCAUCGCUGACGACGCGGUCGCCGCCUCGGGCCGCGGGCGUACCGAGGGCGCCCUGCCCACGCCGGAGGCCCCACCGGCCGCCACCAACGGCGGCGACGACUGCCCGGUGGCGGUGGCGUCCCGCAGCGAUGGCGCCGACGUGACGGAUGCCAGCAGCGGCCCCUGCGGCGCCGAGGGCCGCGCCGCGUGGCAGCCGACCAGCUUCAUGGGCAAGGCCGCGUACUCGGGCGGCAUUGUGCUGACCACGGGCGUGGUGAUCGGCGCCCUGGCGGGAGUCGUCCUGGGCGGCGCUGCGGGUGUCGUUGCCGUGGGCGGCUGCCGCGCCACCGCCGGCUGGGUGCGCGCGGCGUGGCUGCGCGCGGAGUCGGGGUUUUACGGCCCCAAGUACAGGGAGAUGCAGGCCGUCCUGCGGGAGGCAGAGGAGAUGGACAGGCAGGAGCGCCAGCUGCUGCACGGCUGCAUGUAA